Pisolithus orientalis is the source of this 838-nucleotide messenger RNA. RefSeq lists its product as uncharacterized. NCBI's taxonomy places the organism in Eukaryota, Fungi, Basidiomycota, Agaricomycetes, Boletales, Pisolithaceae. The transcript is spliced from 4 exons. Bases 42 to 650 code for a protein of 202 amino acids. The record is from RefSeq and is a predicted model, not a curated record.
ACUGGAGGGUACUGGAUACCAGCACAAAUUUCUGGGAUUACAUGAUGGAGAAUUGCCUUUGUGUCAUACACACUGACAUUGUGGUGGUCUGGAACUUUUAUGAUCCUUGCCAAUAUUUGAAUAGUGAGGAAUUCUGUAAGGUGAUGAUCAGCAUGGUUGACAGGGUCGAUGCACCGGCCAAGUCAAAUCCCAAUCUCUCUCGUAGCAACGCAUUAUCUGGGAGCCCCAUACCUCUUAUGGCUCUAGCUCCCGUAAUCCUACCAUUAAAUGCCAUUGGCAAGUGGGUUUAUGAAUCUUACCAGCGACUACAAGGUGCCCCUACAAAGUUCAUGGCUUACAUCAUUGACUUGACACAUGUACUGGGGAUCCUGUUUUCACUCACAGCUGGCAUGAGAGCAAAAAAGCUUACUUGCAUGGCAAUUAAGGUGGCAUAUAAUGCCUUCCUUAGAUUGCAAUGGAUAACAUACACCCACAAGGACAUUAGUGUUUUUGGAUGUCUGAGUAUGGCUCGUGAUGUGAUUCUCGAGAAGAUUACAUCCAUGAUCCCUUCAGGCGACAGGGAGGUUCUAGUGUCUACGAUGCCCGAAAGGAUGCUAUCAGUUGACCUGGGGAAAGAUGAGGAGUGGGUGGGCCAAGAAGUCCUGCAGUGAAGCUUGUGCUUUCAUUUGGCAUAUGUUCCUGAUGUUUUGUGUACUUUCAUUAGUUCUCCUGUUGUAUCACAGUUUGCCUUGUCUUGCUAUAUUUGCAUGUUGUAGCUGACUUGGAUUGAGUGUUUUUUGACAGAGAAGUCUUCGAGCAGUUGUCUGUAAUACCUACACUAUUGUCCACCUUACAGCCC